This is a messenger RNA of Saitoella complicata NRRL Y-17804, 1830 nucleotides long. Its product is annotated as ABC1-domain-containing protein. The transcript has 4 exons. Lineage: Eukaryota; Fungi; Ascomycota; Saitoellomycetes; Saitoellales; Saitoellaceae. Bases 1 to 1830 code for a protein of 609 amino acids. Gene Ontology annotation, cellular component: mitochondrion. The record is from RefSeq and is a predicted model, not a curated record.
AUGCAAAUGCUGGAGGAUUCUGAGAGAGAGUUGGCUGCGAGAUUGGAGGUGUCGCGGGAUGCGCCCAUUUGGAAACGAUUCUUCAAGCGUGUCGCUCUCUGGCUUAGGAAGUGGAUCACGGAGCCGAUCGCGACGGGGUUCAGAUUUGUGCAUCUCGUGAUCCUUUUUGCGCCUUUGAUUUUGGGUAUUCCCUUUAUUUUCCUUGGGUACAGAGUCAAGGAAAAGGAUAAUGAAAGAUUGGGAGCGUUGUGGUGGUAUGCAUUCUUAGUGAAGCAGAUGGAGAGGGCUGGACCAACAUUCAUCAAGCUUGGACAAUGGGCCGCUUCACGAACAGAUAUUUUCCCGACGCAGUUUUGUGAGCUUAUGAGUAAGCUUCAUUCUAAUGCUGCUCCUCAUUCCCUUCACGCCACGAAGCGCAUCAUCACAGAAGCGUUCCAUGGAAUGAGGUUUGAGGAUAUCUUCGAAGAGUUCCACGAUAAGCCUCUUGGUGUGGGGGCUAUUGCACAGGUUUACAAGGCAAAAGUCAGGCCAGACCUGCGCCCCCCACAAGCAGAUGAAACUGAUUCAUUCCGCGAUCGUUUCACCCCACUAAUCAUCCAAAGCCCGCACAAGAUCCCCUCCGAUUACGUUGCCAUCAAGGUCUUGCACCCAGGUGUCGAAAAGACCGUUGGACGAGACCUCCGCAUCAUGUCAUUCUUCGCCCGUGUCAUCAAUGCAAUUCCUACCAUGGAGUGGCUCGACUUACCGAACGAAGUUGAGAAAUUCGGGGAGAUGAUGCACUUGCAGCUCGAUCUGCGUAUCGAAGGGGUAAACCUCGCCACGUUCCAGGAGAACUUCAGGAAGAGGCAAACUGUUGCGUUUCCCAGUCCCUAUCAGGCCUAUGCUACAAGAGAGGUGUUGAUUGAGGAGUUCAGCCAGGGUGUGCCGUUGGGGUUGAUGUUGGAUAUUGGAGGUGGUGCGUAUGAGGUUGAGAUUGCGGAUAUGGGUCUGGAUGCUUUCUUGCACAUGCUUCUUCUUGACAACUUUAUCCAUUCUGAUCUCCAUCCUGGCAACAUCAUGGUCCGGUUCUUUAAGCCUACGACGGUUCACCUCACUCCGAAACUCUGGAACAAAUUGUUCGGGCCAAGUCCAGACCCGAAUGCAAAGCCACCAGCAAUUGAGCCUAUCGAUGAUGCGGUGCAACGCCUCAUGCCUCUUAGGCAUGACAAAGAAGCCUGGAACGCAGAGUUGGAUCGAAUGUAUGCGGAAGGAUAUCGUCCACAGCUAGUGUUCAUUGAUACCGGGCUGGUCACCGAGCUCAACGACAUAAACAGACGGAAUUUCCUGGACUUGUUUAAAGCUAUCGCUGAGUUUGAUGGACAUCGUGCUGGUGUCUUGAUGGUCGAACGCUGUCGUCAACCAGACGCGGUAUUAGACCCCGAUGUCUUUGCACUACGAAUGCAGAACCUCGUUCUUGCGGUCAAAAAACGCACAUUUGCGCUCGGAAACAUCAAGAUCGGCGAUAUCCUGAACGAAGUUCUGUCUAUGGUACGAACCCAUCAUGUGCGUAUGGAGGGUGAUUUCGUCAAUGUGGUCAUAUCUAUCUUGCUGCUAGAGGGUAUCGGAAGACAGCUCAACCCCCAACUUGAUCUGUUCAAGAGCGCUUUACCUAUGUUAAGAGAAGUUGGCACACAGAAAGGCACCAUGGGAGGAAUGAUGUCGGAUGAGACGAGUGGUAUGCUUACGUGGUUGAAGGUUUGGGUCGGUCUGGAGUUCCGAUCUUUCUUGUCGACGUCAGUUUCCGAGGUUGAACAUCUGGUAGCUCAUGACCUCAUUGCACCCAACAUCUAA